Periconia digitata is the source of this 1534-nucleotide messenger RNA. The record is from the annotation of a GenBank genome assembly. Lineage: Eukaryota; Fungi; Ascomycota; Dothideomycetes; Pleosporales; Periconiaceae.
UGCCACAUGCACGGGAUAUCUUUUCCCAUCACUUCCACAACCACGCCCCUCUCGUGCCUGUCCCACCAGAAGCAGGCCACCUAGAUUGUUUUGAUGACAUGGCGUGCAUAAAGUCGUCGAGGCUGGCGGCAGGCUCAUCCAAGCGACGGCCGUACCUGGCACUGGCACAUGGCAACGAGGCCCAUCACGCCGUCAGUGCAUGGUCAACGUUUUUAUCCAUCUGCAUAUGCGCACGUUCCCGGUUCCAUCACCGAGGCCAGAAUUACCCAGAAACUUUCCAGAACAAGCUGACCACGUUAGCCGAGCUCACAACGUGUCCGUUACCCCUGCUUACUGUGGGCCCGGGCCAUUGUGGAUCCACCGCGAACCGUAUCUAGCUUCCCCGAGAGCUGGCCCCAGUGUGUUUGUUGGGUGCUGGAGCGGGUCGUUACGAGCCUGCGCCUUUAAGAGGAGAGACGUCCCGUCGUCAAAUCCUCCCCCCAGAGACCACCCACACGCCGCUGAGAAGAGAGGACAAGCACAGCCCGACCGCCCAGCCAUGGAUGUAUACAGAAAAUCCAGUGCCAGCACAAUGAAUAGCACAUCCGAAAACACGGGCAUACGGAAAACAUUGAGGCGAUGGAAGGAUCGAUGGCGACUCUCUUCCUACAGCUCCAAAAGCUCGCUUCGUAGUGUAUCGUCAUCAUCACGACCGCCCAGCAACAACUCCUCAGCUGCCCCGGCGCCCACAUCGCACCCUUCUCGCCUAUCCCCCGUUCCCGCGUCGCCGCUCCCUCUCACAGACGCUCUCUUCACACCCACCACCCAGACUUACAUUCAUUCGCCAGCCGAUCCGCGUUCCCGAUCCCGCACUGGCUCGACCAGUAGCCCGGCAGCCACCUUGAGAAAAUCGCCGCCAUUGUCAAGAAGAAAUACCACUCCCACAGAACACCUGCAUGGCCUUGUUCCAUCACACCGGUCUCCCUCUCCAGGAGGCGAUAGCCUGCCCAUGAACACAGUCACAACCACAAUAGUAGCUGGGAAUGACUCGUUGCAUAAAAAACGGUCGUCGAGAUUCAGGCUUUCCAUCUCAAAGAGCCGCUCUGGUCCCUCUCCUGCUCUAAAUAGCCCAUCAUCUGCCAGCUUCUUCGAUAGGAGUAGCAGCCGUGCGACGGGACGAUUCGAUGCAGUAGAAGAGACGGUCGGACUUGGGUCGAGGAAGAGAGCAGAUACCAAGGUCAGCGAACAAGACAGACUACUCGAGGAAACAGGGAGACCCGCGCAAGAAGCAGAGACGCCGAAAGCAGAAACGACCGACGAGACACAAAAGCAGGAGAAGCAGCAGGCAAGCGAAACGGUGGAGGUGGAAACGCCAGAAAAGCCGGCAACGCCAGCGCAGGCCCACGUCGAGAAGCCAGAGACGGUCGAAACUCCCAACAGCAACAGUGAAGGCCCAGACACGAAACCAAACUCGGAGGUGGAGAGCGCCUCAUCCCCCGAUGUGAAAAGAGCCGGAGCUUCCAACACGAUCCGCGUGGUGGAAGUCGGGGCUUGA